Molecule: messenger RNA, 297 nt
Organism: Auxenochlorella protothecoides
Lineage: Eukaryota; Viridiplantae; Chlorophyta; Trebouxiophyceae; Chlorellales; Chlorellaceae
Exons: 4
Coding region: 1-297 (98 amino acids)
Source: RefSeq, a predicted model, not a curated record
AUGGGAGUCCGCGCCUUCCAUGGGAAUGGUGCCGGGCUAGGACUCGGGGUCGGCUGUGGCUUCGGGAUCGGCUGGGGCUUUGGCGGGACCAACCUCGGUUUCGCUGGGCUGGGCGUUGGUGGCGGGUGCGGCGUGGGGCUCGGGCUCGGCUGGGGCCACGGCAUCGGACUGGGCGCGCAGUACAUCAACAUGUCCCCCGAGUUCACAGAGAGCAAGAGCCACAGACCCAACGUCUUCCAGCAGGUCAGCUACUUUGUCCGCCGUGUCUCCACCCUCAAUCGUGGGCUGGGCCCCUGA